AUGAUGCAUACUUUCUAUUUUUUCUCAAUACUCCUUGUGGCAACGCAAGCAACCAUUUACACCGUAACCAACACCGCACUCUCUAGACCCGGUGGCGUUCGUUUCCGUGAUCAAAUAGGAGAACAAUACACCAUACAAACCCUAGACUCCGCCUCACAGUUCAUAUGGACAGUAUUACAAGAAAACAAUCAAACUGACAGAAAACUCGUGCAGAACGUCACUGUAUUCGUGGACCCUGACGCCAGAGGUGUAGUUGCAUACACAACUAAACUCACCCAUGAAAUUCAUGUGAGUGCGAGUUACAUCGGUAGCUAUAAGGGAGAUGUGAGAAACGAGAUUACAGGAGUGUUGUACCAUGAAAUGACACACGUUAGGCAGUGGCAUGGCAACGGUGAAGCUCCGACUGGAUUAACCGAAGGUAUAGCAGAUUAUGUGAGGUUGAAAGCGGGUUUGGUACCUGGUUAUUGGGGUAAAGCAGGGGAAGGAGAUAGAUGGGAUGAAGGCUAUGAAGUUACUGCUUGGUUUUUGGAUUUUUGUGAUGGUUUGAGAAACGGGUUUGUGGGAGAGUUGAAUAAGAUGAUGAGAACUGGAUACAGUGAUCAGUUCUUUGUUAAGCUGCUGGGGAAGACGGUUGUUGAGUUGUUUGCUGAGUAUAAGGCACAUUAG
Molecule: messenger RNA, 666 nt
Organism: Lathyrus sativus (Indian pea)
Lineage: Eukaryota; Viridiplantae; Streptophyta; Magnoliopsida; Fabales; Fabaceae
Source: the annotation of a GenBank genome assembly